Messenger RNA from Drosophila montana, 12062 nucleotides. RefSeq lists its product as uncharacterized. Lineage: Eukaryota; Metazoa; Arthropoda; Insecta; Diptera; Drosophilidae. The record is from RefSeq and is a predicted model, not a curated record. The coding region runs from base 802 to 11895 and encodes 3697 amino acids. The transcript has 4 exons.
ACACACUGUUACUGCAGCACAACCAUUUUUUUGAGGCGAUUUCGAUUCUUCUCAUAAGAAAACACAUUUAUUUUGAGCAACUAAAUAUGUGUGUGUGCCGUGUGCGUGUGUGUGUGAAGAAUUAAAAUAAUAGUUAAUAAAAACUAAAAACAACAACAAUUAGUGAAUGAGUUGAGCGCACAUACAAUGGGUUAAGCCUUAAAUGCGGCUAGUGAAAUGGAAAUGGACUGUUUUAAACCGCAUAUGCUCGUGCCAGAGAAAAAUCGUUCACCACCUCUAACUCAGUGUCCUGUAGUCGCUGCCAUCUCUGCCGUCGCCGCCGCUGCUUCUGGUUGGUGCUGCGCUGCCCUCUACCUCUUCCACAGCCGCUGCUGCCACUGUCUGUGCUCUACGCACGCAUCGAUUUGGGCUAAACGUUAGAUACCUCCUAACGCAGUUGUUAGGGUGGAAAAAAAUAUAAGUACAUAAUAAUAAAAAGAAAUGCUGUGCAUUUUUCAAUUAAUACAUGCCCAAACCUAUGCAAUUGACGCUACAGCAAUAAAUUCAAGUGCAAUAUUUUCAAACGAACUAACGAAAAAAAAAACAAAACAUAUAAAUACGCCAAUACGGGCGCAACUCAAGCAGCAAAACAAAAGGGCCAACAAAUAAAGUUGAAUAUAAUAAGAAAAAAAUAUUUUUUUUUUAUAAAUCUACAUAAGGCGGCAGCAGUGCAGGCAGGCGGCAAAAUUGAGGAGCAGUGUUUAAAGCGGGCAAUUUAAUAGGCAGCAGUGGCAACAUUGAGAGAACAAAAACAGCUUCCACAUGAAGACCAUGUCGCGCUUUGGCCUGCGCCGUGGCUUCAAAUUUUCCGAAGAGCAGCAGCAGGUCAAUGGCAAAAGCAGUCCAAUUGGACCAACCGCACAAAAGCUGGCAACGCCGCCGCGCAAAAAGCGCAAUUGCAGCCUGCCCAGAGAGCAGCCAGAUCAGCAAUUGGAACCAAUUGAUGUGGAACUGGAGUUGGACAGGCAGCAACAGCAGCAGCAACAGCCCCCGCUGCCUCCCUCGCUGGUAUGCAGCGUGCCGCUGGAGCGGUUGCCGCGUCUCGUCGAGAAACUGCAGCAGCUGCAACAGCAGCAACAACAACAGCAACAUCAGCGCGAACUUGAGGAAUAUUCGGCAACGGCUUUUAUCAAAGUUUUAUGCUUGUACUGUGAUAAGAAGUUCGCGUCCAGCAAGCUGCAGUCCAAGCAUGUGGACAAAUUUCAUACGGAACGCAAGGAGCGACGCUGCAGCAAUCGUUCGACUAACAACAACAACAAUAGCAGCAGUGGCAGCAAUAACAGUCACAGUCCCAGCCACGCCCACUUUCCGGGCUGUCAGCACUGCAACAAGUCCAAGUCGCAAGCGUUGACGCCACCAAUCUGUCUGCCCGCCAAGCAGCUGGAGCAGCUGUUUAUCCAUCUGAUCGCCAGCCAUGCGGACAAGUAUUUUGGCUGCCAGCAGUGCCAGCUGCGCUUUAACGAUGCGGCGCAGUUGCACAGUCACAUGCGACUCUUGCAUCAGCAACAGUUGCCGGUGCAACAGCAGCAGCAACAACAACAACAUCAGCAGCAACAACAUCAGCAGCAGCAGCAGCAGCAGCAACAACAACAGACGUCCUCCAUGAUUGGUGCCGAGGAGCCGGUGCUGUUUCGCCUAGGUCUCACCCAGAAUCGUUUGCCCGGGCAGCGGCAGCGCAAUCGCAGCGCACGUCAGCAACGGGAGCAGCAGCAGCAGCACAACAACAGCAGCAAUACCUCCGCUCCGGCCACGCCCAAGCAACAGCAGCAGCUGCAGCAGCGCAGCAGCAGUCGGGCUGCGCAACGUCAGGCGGCGGCAGCGGCAGCAGCAGCAGCGUCGGCGCCUUUAACCAUCGCAUCUGCCGCAACAGCUGUCACGGCGGCAACUGUUGCCGCUGCCAGCAGCAUUAACAGCAGCAGCAGCUGCAGCAGCAGCAGCAGCAACAGCUGCACAACAACAACAGUUGCCUGCACGCCGGACGAUGCACACUUUCGGAUGCCCAGCCAUAGUCAUGUUUUCGAUGACAACUUUUACAAAGAUGUGGUGCUCAAUGUGCGCCACAAUUUGCAGCAUUUCCUGGACGGACGCCUGCGCAGCGGACCCGCCCCGCCGCAGCCCCUCACCGCGGCGCACAGUCCGCCCGCUGUCGCUGCCGCCGCCGCGGCUAGCCUGCAACAGCUGGCGCUGUGCAGCGCGUAUCCCACACUGCUUACGGCCGAACAGUUUGGCGAUGGCCUCGGGCUGGAGACGCUGCCGCUGCCGCUGCCACUGGCCAAGGCGGCCAGGCGGCCGCACACAAAGCACAGCUGGAAAUGGAAAUGGGACUAUGUGAAGAAAUUUACGAUUAUCAACGAGGGCGGCCGUUUGGUCAAGAAGCUAAAGCAGCCGUUUAUGGGUCUGCGCGACCUGUCGCGGCUGGACAUGUGGACGCAGCUGACCAUGCGCCAGAAGCAUGACCUGGAGCAGGCGCAGCAGCAGCAGCAACAGCAGCAACAACAACAGCAGCAACAACAGCAGCAACAGCAACUGCUGCAACAGCUGCAUUUGCUGCUGGAUCGUCGCCUUUUGCCGCACAUAAUGCUGGAGCAGAACGAGCAGGCGAUUAUUAAGGAGGAACUGUCGGAGCAGCAACAGUUGCUGCUGCAGCAGCAGCAUCAACAGCAACAACAACAACAACAGCUGCUGCCGGCACAGUCAGGCGCCGAACAAAGCUUCUUAAAGCUGCUCCAGCUGCAGCCGCGCCAACAGCAGCAGCAGCAGCAGCAACAACAACAGUUGCAGCAGCAACAGUUGCAAUUGCAGCAUCAUCGUCUGACAACAACAACAACAACAACCACCACCACCACGCUGGUGCUCAGCGGCGAAUGGGCGCGUCCACGUUUGUAUUUAUGCAUCUGCUGUGGCGCCAAGUUUGAGCAGCGCAAAGCGCUCGAGGAGCACAAAACAUUUCGCCAUUCGCACAUCUAUGCGACACACUAUGAGCUGGUGGGACGUGAGCUGCUCGCGGGCAACUUGUUGCGGCAUCUGUUUAUACCGAAGCGUGCGCUCAGUCGAUAUGCGGCUGAGCAUCAGCAGCAGCUGCUGUCGCUGCAUAAGCAGGAGCGCGCCGUUGUCGAGGAUGAGUCCAUAUCCAGUUCAUCGAAUUGCUCGGCUGUCUCCAUGGCCUUUGGCAUGGCCACAGUCAGCGCCUCGCCCUGCUCGACGGCGACAACAGCGACAACAACAGCAACUGGCCACAGCAGCAGCAACAGCAGCAUCAGCAGCAGCAACAUCAACUCGACGUCUACGUCUGUGGAGGACAAUGACAACAGCAGCGAUAUCAAAGGGCUGCCACAGAACGUCACCGCCUGCUCGCCAGCCAGCCUCAGUCUGAGUCUCAGUCACAGUCACAGCUCCAGCUACAGCUACAGCUGCAGCAGCUCACAGCCGGCGCCCGCCAGCUGUACGAAAUGUGGCCGCAAAUGCAGCGGCCUGAUGGAUCUCUAUCGCCAUAUGCUGGACUGUUCCGGUGAUUAUGUUUGGUCAUUGGCCAAAAAGCGUAAAUAUCGUUAUUAUUGCGGCUCCAAGAAGCGACGCACCGCCUGCAAUAAGCCCGCCAAGCAUUUUGCUCAGCUUCUGCGCAAAAAUGGCAAAAAGGUUAAAAAGCAGGGCCAGGUGCAGUCGGCGGGAGCUGGCCAGGAACAGGCGGGCAACAAUGAUGCCUCCGAGGAGAGCGGCUCCAAUUGCUCCAACUCCAAUUCGAACAAGACUAAAACGCCGCCGCGUCAAAGACCCAGCGAUGCUGAAUCCAUACGCAAAAUGCUGGAGAAUUUGCCCGCGAAGCGUGUAUGCAAAAAGAUCUUCCCGAUGGACAACAAGAAGCGCUCCAAGAAGCAGGGCAAACCCAAUAAGAAGCUGCAAUCGCGCGGCGCCAAGAAGCUAUACAACCAUCAUCAUCAUCAUCUGCACCAUCAUCAUCAUCAUUUGCAUCAUCACGCGCUGCGGAAUACACGCUCGCGCCUCGUGCGCGCCAAGCCAUCAUCAACAACAGCAGCAGCAACUGUUGCUGCCGAGCAACAGCAACAGCAGCAACAGCAGCGCAAUCGUCGCAAGCAGCAGCAGCAGGCCAAGCUGUUGCCCGUCAGCGAUGCCCAGAUUAGCAGCAGCAGCAGCAGCAGCAGCAACACACCAAUAACGACCACAACAAAAGCCGUAAAUACUGCCAGCAUAGUCACCGCCAAUGCAGCAACAUCGACUGUUGCUGUUGUUGUCGCAUCAGCAGCAACAACAACAACUUUUACCUCGCCCACGCACAGCAGCAAGCAGCAGCUGAUGCCAACGCCGCCCACAACACCAGCGCCGGCAGCAACAACGCUCGCCGUAACAGCAGCAGCAACAACAACAACAACUCCACCAAUAACAGCAGCAGCCGCAACAGCAACAGUUGCUGGCAACAAGCAACAGCAACAACAACAGCAGCCUGUCAAGCGCAGCAAGCGCAUCAGCGACUGCAUUGCCAUGCUGACGGGCAAGCUGGAGGAGAAGCUCAAGACUGAACAACAGCCGGCGGAAAAGGAGCAACCAUUGCUGCCGGCAGCAGAGCCAACAACAGCUGAGCAGCAUCAACUGCAGCCGAAGACGCCCAAACGCAAGGCCAUGUCCAGGCGCAUUAUUAAGCCGCACGCUGAGGAGGCAGGAGGAGCAGCAGCAGCAGCAGCAGCAGCAACAGCAGCAACAGUUGCCGUAACAGUAACAAAUACAGCACCAACAGCCCCGCCUGUGAAGGCAACAGCUGUGCCUGUGAAGGCAACAGUUGCAUCUGUGAAGGCAACAGUUGCAGCAACAACAGCAAAAACAGCAGCAGCAACAGUUGCAGCUGUUCCGCCGCCGUCGCUGCCGAUGCCGCUGCCUGUGGCUGUGCCUGUGCCUGUGCCUCUUCCUCAGCCGCUGCCCGUCAAGCCUGUUGUUCUGCCGGCCGUGCUGGCAACGUUGCCGCGACGUGCCACGCCUACCAAGGCAGCAACAAAGCAAAUGGUGCCAACACAAUUGCCACUGCAGCAACAGUUGCCGCUGGCGGUGCUGCCUUUGCCACUGCCGAUGCCGAUGCCGAUGCCAUUGCCCCUGCCCGUGCCUGUGCCCGUGACCGUCAAGCUGCCAGCACCGCCGCCGCCGCCGCCGCCACCGCCACCACCACCACCAACAGCAGCAACAGCUGCAGCGGCAGCAACUCUCACCGCAGCAACACCCACUGCAGCAGCAGCUGCAGCAGCAACAAUGCUGCUGCCCAAGAUGCCAUUGUAUCUGCCAGUGCCGGCCAGCUAUGUGUUGGAGCCGCAGCAGCCGCUAAAUCUCAGUCAUGUCAAGCCGCCAGCACAUCAUCAGCAGCAGCAGCAACAGCAGCAACAGCAGCUGCAGCAGCUGCAGCAGCAGCAACAACAACAACAGCAACAGCAACAACGUGCCUCGGCAAUGCCCGCGCGUCGUCAAACGAUCUGCGGCUUUGAGGCGCGCAAUUUGCUGCAGCUGGAGGAGAUGCAGCCACUGGAUCUGUCCAAUAAAACCAAACGCAAACCAUCGCCAGCUCCGGCGCCCAUUCCGGAGCAAUUGCCCCUGGGCUUGGGCCUGCCGCUGCCGCUCGUGCGCGGCACAGAAGCAGCAGCCGCUGCUGCUGCUGCGCAUUACUACUCCAAUCUGGAUCUGCUCAAGAUACCGCAGGUGCGGAAUCCGGUGCUGCCGCUGCCGGUGCCGGUGCCAAUGUCCGCCUUGGUGGCGCAGACGCCGCUGACUGUGAAGGCGCCCGCCAAGAAGCGCGCCGCGGAGUUGGCCAACAAAAAGGAGAAACCCAGCGUGACGCGCAUGGACGAGGUGAUCAACAAUCAUAUCGACGAUGCCAUCAACUCGGUUAUAUUGGCCGUGCAGGCCAGUCUGCCGCAGGAGGAGCACGACGAGCAGCAGCAGCAGCAACAGCAACUCUUCUACAAGCAGCAGCAGCAACAGUUCCAGCAGCAGCAACAGUUCCAGCAACAGCAACAGUUCCAGCAACAGCAACAGUUCCAGCAACAGCAGCAACAGCAGCAGCAGCAUCUCCAGCAACAGCAGCAGCAGCAUCUCCAGCAACAGCAGCAACAUUUUCCGCUGGCGCCUAGUCCCGGUGUUUUGUUCAGCACAGCAUCUGGCGUGGCUGCAGCAGCGCCCGUGCCCGAGCCGGUGCCCGCGCCCGUGUCCACUCCUGUGCCGGUGGCUGCAACUGUAGCUCCCGUUACACCGGCGGCAACAGUUGCUGCUGUGCCCGCCAGGCAUCUAACGCCAAAGAAGCGCAAUAUGCGCUCCAAGACUAUCGAUUGCCGUUCGGAGUUUUUGCUGGCUGCGUUGCCGCCAACAAUACAAGCCACGCCCACUGCCACAGAAACGCCCAUAUUGCUGGCGUGUAGCCAAAUGCCGCAAAAUGGCAACGUCGAGCCGCUGGCCAUGGCUACGGUCACGCCCCUGGCCAUGGCUACGGUCACGCCCCUGCCAACGCCAACGCCCCCAACAAUCUGCCCCAGGCAGGCAUCACCCGAGCGGCAGUUGUCGCCGUUGCCGCAGCAACUGCCGCUGCCGGCAGCAGCAGCAGCAACAGUUGCCGACACGCACACGUUGAAGCCAGCCAUGCCCGUGUCUGUCAUAUCUGUGGCGCCGCCAACAGCAGCAGCAGCAACAACAACAAUUGUAGCACCAGCAACAUUUGCCACAGCAGCAACAUUUGCCACAGCAGCAACAUUUGCCACAGCAGCAACAUUUGCCACAGCAGCAACAUUUGCAACAGUUGCAACAGCAACAACAGGGACCUCGACGCGACGCAGCGCCACGCCCCUGCUGGAGGAGCACAGCAGCAACAUGAACAACAACAACAACACAUCCUCCGGAUUUCACAGCUUGGCGCAAUCUGAGCUGGCCCAAGCGCCGCCAGCUGAAGCGGAGCCCGAGCCUGAGCCCGAGCCGGAGCCAACACCUGAGCCUGAGCCUGCGCCCACGCCCGAACCAGUUGCCAUGCCCACACCGACGCCUACGCCCACGCCGCCCAAAGAGGAUGCCAAGAAGAAGCAGCGACGUCGACGUAAAAACGAGCUGGCAGCCAUUGUGGCCGAUCAGCUGCUGGAGAGCUUCAAGAUCGACAAUGCGCGACGCGACAAUCUCAAGAAGCUGGAGAAUCUGGCGUACGAGAAGAGCGAGGAUCUGCUGCUCACGGGCAUGCUGCUCAUGUCCAGCACCAAGCGCAAUGCCACACUCCAACCGGCAACUGUUGCAGCUGGCGACACGAAGCGCAGCAAAGCUGAGGCCGCUGACGCAGCGCCAGCCGCCGGCCGUGGUCGGCCCAAGCGUCGCCAGAGCUGCUACUAUAGACGCGGUCGCGGCAAGGCGGCGCCGCUGGGCCCCGAGACGAACAUAAGCGCUUUGAAAUCCUCGCUGGAAAACUUCUCCAUUGGCAUCGAGAAGCAGCUGCAGGCCAAGGAGGCGGCGGCCAAGGCCACGCCCCCCGCCAGCUGCAUACUCCGGCCGAGCAUACUAUGCACGGCGGCCAAAGAGCAGCAGAAGCAAAAGCAGCAGCAGCAGCAGCAACAACAACAAGAGCAGCAGCAACAACAAGAGCAGCAGCAGCAACAGCAACUGCAACAACAACAACAACAUCAGCCGGCAGCAGCAACAGCAACAGUUGCUGCCCUGCCCACCUACAGUCGCGAUCCGCGGCUGAAUAAAAACAUACACAAGGAGCCGGAACAAAUGCAGCAGCAGCAGCAGCAAUCACAGCAGCAACAUCAUCAGCAGCAGCAACAACAACAGCAACAGCAACAACAACAACAACAGCAACAUCAGAAACAACAGCAACAACAGCAGCAGCAGCAACACGGCGACAAUCUGGAGGAGGAGGACAACUAUUUAACGGAAAUAGCUAAAAAUGUGAAUGAGAAAAUCAUGUCGGCCACGAAUGAGGACUUUGAGUUUGCCAACGAUGAGUUCGACCAGGAAAAGGACGAACAGGACAAAUUCUAUCGGCCGCCGACAUCGAUGAGCGUGCGCAGCGCACCGAAUCUCAAUGAUGAGCACUCGAACUUUGGCACCGACGACGAGAAUACCAAUACAGAGAUCAUGGACAUGGACAUGGAUGAUGAGAUGAGCGUGUACACCAGCUACUCACAGGAUCUGGGCCGCAACGGACGUCGCCGGCGUCGUAGACGUCGCAGCGUUCUGUUAACGCGCCGUCCCAAGAAGCGAAACACGCGCAACGGCGGCCAACUGGAGGAUGCGGACAAAUAUGCCUGCCAGCUGUGCGGCAAGAGCUUCUUCACGUCCACAUCACUGUCCAAGCACAACAUGACGCUGGCCCACGUAUCGAAGCUCUCCGAGCUGGAGUACUUGCAGUCCAAGAGCAAUGCGCCGCCCAGUCCGCCGCCAAUGGAGCAGCAACAGUUGCCGCUGGUGGAGGCGACGGCGACGACGACGACGAUGACGAUGACGACGACGACGCCGCCGCCGCCGCCUCAACAGGUGCGCGCCUCGGUGCUUAUGCCGCCGUUGCAGGUCCAGGUGCAGGCCAUGCCAGCAGCAGCAGCUGCUGUUGCUGUUACUGCUGCUCCAUCGCCUGCACAGCAGCUGCCGCCUAGUCAUCAUGUCAUCACCGAGGAGAGCCUGCGACUCCAUGACAACCAACAGCAGCAGCAACAGCAGCAGCACUCGAGUCCCGCCCACAGCGCCGCCCGCCUUAAUCUCAAUCCUGACGAGCGUCUCUUUUACGAAUGCUGCAACAUCCUCAAGAGCGCCGAAACGCCGCGUCUGCCCAGCGGACCACCGACGGCCACAAUGAAUACAUCUGUGAUUGUCAGCGCCGGGCGCAAGCCCCUCGAGCCGCCGCCAACUGUUGAGCCAGCUGCCGAGUCACUGCCGCCGCCAGCAUCCCCAUCGCCAUCACCGUCCCCAUCGCCAUCGCCAACGCCAACGCCAACAAUUGCCGUAGCUGCAACUGUUCCAGCGCCCCCCGCGCCAGCAACAGCAACAGCUUUAACGCCAGCUCCAGCGACAUCUCCGGCUCCGGCUUCGGCUCCGGCUGUUUCCCAUCAACCUGUCAUCCAGCAGCUGUUUCGUAAUCCGCCCGCGGCCACGCCCACACCAACGCCCACCAAUCAUCACCAUCAUCAUCAUCAUAAUCAGCAUUAUCAGCAUAACCAGCAUCCGCAUCCGCAUCAUCAUCAUCACCAGCAGCAGCAGCAGCAGCAUCAUCAUCACCAUCAUCAUCAUCGUCUUUCGCCCAGCUACUCGGCCAUAUCGCAAUUCUCGGCGAUGACAGCGACAAACAUGACAACGUCGCGCUUCAAGACAAAGGCCGCCAUGAAGGGCUACGAGACGAAUGUGACGAAUCUCCAGCUGGACAUGAAUCUGGCGAAGACGGCCCGUGCCGUUUGCAAGCUCACCGAAUUGGCGGACAUUGCUUUGGGCAGCGAGAAGCCGCCGGGCGUCGACUAUAUGCCGGCUCAGACCCUGCCCACCUCCACGGAGCAUCUGCUGGCGGCCACGGCCGAGCAGCAACAGUUGCAGCAACAGCAGCAGCAGCAGCAGCAGCCGCCGCACCAGCAGCAGCAACAAUUGCAGCCGGGCGCACCAGCAGCAGCAGCAGCAGGCGCCGCAGCAGCAACUGUUGCCGAACAGAGCUCCACAUCGUCGAAGACAAUUAUGCACGCCUCGUCCAUAAUCAAGGCAACGGUCGCGACGGUCGCAACGGUCGCAACGGUCGCAACGGCUGCUGCAAGCAGCGCCACGUUGCCGCCCGUCUCGGGUCGCAUCAUCAUACCGGAGCGUCCGUUCAAGAAUAUUGGACUCGAGGAGAAGGCGCCAAUUACCUUCCAGAAGCCCAAGACGAGCGUCAAUCUGCUAACCGAGGACAACAAUAGCGUGUCCACGGCCAGCUAUUCGGAUCGCGACGAUUACGACUUUGGUACGCUCAGCUGCGAGGAUGUGGAUGCCGAUGCCGAUGCGGAUGCUGAUGGUGAUAGUGUAAAGCUAACGACGCCGCCGCAGCAGCAGCAGCAGCAGCCGCCGCAGCAGCAGCCGCCGCAGCCGCCGCAACAGCAACAGCUCAAGCCGUCGAUUGGCAUUGUAGCCUGCUCCGCGGCCAGCUCAAGCGCGUCGAGCAGUUCGAGCUCCUCCGCCGCGUCCAGCACGCAGCAGAGCAGCAGCAGCAGCUCGAGUCGCGUCACGGCCAAAACCUUUGAGAACAAAUCGCUCAUCAUGGGCCGCAUCUUUAAGCAUGCGAGCAGCGCCAAGGUGGGCACAACGCCGCCCAAGCUGCCCGUGAAGAGUGCGCCCAAGGACAAGGCACAGCUCGAUCAGCUGUUCGAUGAGCUGCGCGGCGCCGCCAAGCCCCAACAGCAACAGCAGCAGCAGCAGACGCCGCUCAAUGAGGUGCCGCCCGCUGCAGCGCCGCUUGAUUGGCAGCCUGCUGCACUGCAGCAGCAGCAACAGCAACAGCUGGAGCCCGUGGCCGUGCCGCCGCCAGCUGCGAUGCCAGCGCCCGCAGCGCCGCCAACGGCGAAGAAGAGCGGCAAGGCAACUGGCCGCAAGGCGGCCACAACGAAAGCUGCAGCGCGCCAGCCGCGCAAGGAUCUGUCCAAGCUGCAAACGGAGCUGGGCAUGAGCACCGAGGAUCUGGAGCAGCUUAUCGAUGAGGGCCAGCGCAAAUCGAAGCGACGCUGCGCAACAAAUCGGCCCAAAAAGCUGGUGGAGACAUGGAGUUCCGAUGAGUACGAAGAGUUUCUCUCCACCAAGGAUAUCAUAGCCUUAAUUGAGCAAAAGGAGCAGCAGGAGCAGCGACGCAAGCGGAAGACGAGCGAAGCGGCGGCCGCACAGCAAGAGACGCCGGCGGGCAACAAGCGUGCGGAUAGGGAAAAGUCCACACAGACCGUGGCAAAUGCCAAAAGCCGCAAGGGACGCAAAGCCGAGCAGCUGCAGCCAGUGGAGCAAUCGACGUCGGCAGCGCCGCCGCAGGCAAAACGCGCCAGGCAGCGCAGCGCCGCAGAGCCGAGCACGCCGGCUAAGGCGAAGGCAACGCGUGGCAAGCCCGCAGCCAAAGCGCAGAAGCCGGCGAAGACGCCAGCGGCGGGCAGUAGAAAGCGUGGCAAGCCGCAGGCAGCGAAGCAGCCGACGACGACGACGCCGGCGCAGCAGCAGCAGCGUACACGCAGCAGUCGGCAGCAGCGGACGCUGGCGCAGCCAGUCGAAGUGGAGGCGCCGGACAUGAAUCACUGCCAGGAGCCACAGCCACAGCAGCAGCAGCAGCAACAGGAGAAGGCAGCCGGCAGUGCCAAGCAGAAGCCGCGCAGCAGCAGCAGCAACAAUAGAUCCGCCACAGCAGCAGCAGCAGCAGCAGCAACAAACAACAACAACAAUAACAACAAUAACAACAGCAGCAGCAGCAACAAAAACUUAAAAACGAAACGUAAAUCGCAAACUCAUCGCCAGUCGCCGGCGCGCAGGAAGCGUCCGGCCAGCGAGAAGCAGCUUUAUUAUUGGAGCAGCUCCAGCGAUGAUGAAUUUGGGCGCAUCAAUGUGGAGGCAGCAGCGGCGGCCGAGGCAGCGGCGGCGGCAGCGGCAGCAGCACAAGCCCAAGCAGACGCAGGCGCGGCGCCCAACGAGACGCAACAGCAGCAACAGCAACAGCAGCAGCAGCAACAACAGCUGAUGGCGCCGCCGCCCAAGCACUUUGAUGAUAGCGAGCAGUAUCAGAAGCACGGCUGGAUCGUUGGUGACUCGCACAAGAAGCUGGUCAAGCUGCUGGCCAUUGCCAAGGGCAACAAGAAGGUGGAUAAUUGCGGCGUCAAGCGGCGCACGCCCAAGCGCAAAUGCUAGAAGCGAUGCACAGUUGCCUGCGUCGCCUGCGCCGUCGGGAACACUGCCAACUGCCAACUGCCAAUUGCAAACACAACUUAUUAUGCAUACGCGUUUAUUGAAGCGGCAAGCAAAAAAUGUAUUUCAUAUAUAUUUUUUCGUUCUUUAAAACACACAUCUAAGCGUUA